AUGAUGGAUGAAAUCCUACAAAAUCUAAUGGAAAGGCACAAUUUUAAAUCGAUCAAAGUUAAGAAGGAAGGACGGGAGGCAAUUGGACCACUCCAUUCACCUGUGGAUGGGAGCAAAUUUCAAAGGAAGGAAAGCUCCAGGACUGGACGGUCCAUUGCUAACCAAACCAAAAGAUUAGGCAAAGUGGAACAAGAUCCCGCGCAGUUCCAAGUUGCAACGUAA
Messenger RNA from Dovyalis caffra, 222 nucleotides. The record is from the annotation of a GenBank genome assembly. Lineage: Eukaryota; Viridiplantae; Streptophyta; Magnoliopsida; Malpighiales; Salicaceae.